Struthio camelus australis is the source of this 3430-nucleotide messenger RNA. The record is from RefSeq and is a predicted model, not a curated record. Lineage: Eukaryota; Metazoa; Chordata; Aves; Struthioniformes; Struthionidae.
UGUUUUUUAUCCAUUGCUGCUACUGCAAGAGCUAUCUGCAAAUAAUGCAUUCUGCGUGAUAGCGCCGGGUGUGCAAAUUCAGCAAAACCCCACAAGGAAACAGGUCCACCUGACACCACCCCGGCAUCAACUAUAAUGCCAUGAUACGGCAUUUUAACUCAUCUUGGUUCUGCAGUCGGUCAGGGCACCUAUGGCUUUGACGCUAAGCUUUGUGUGCUUCAUGUGAAAUCUACCGCAUGACUGCUUUAUUGCACUCACGCUACAUGAGAGGCCAAACUGAUUGGGUAUGGUUUUUAGAAAGCGCGUUAUUUUACCCUGCUGCAAAGCAUAUGCGGGGUUUAUGGUAGUAACUACGUUUAAAAUCAUCUUCCUGCCAAAAGGCUGUUGUGGGUUGUUGGAAGGCCUCUGGAGGAAGGACUCUGUGAAGAUACUUUGGGGGAUAUUUAUUUGGGGAUAGUUAUUCUGAGUACAGCCGAGUGUGCUGUUACGCACCUAGCGUUGUGUGUGCAAUCAUUUGUGCAACGCCUGUCUCGUCAGUGCUGCUUCAGAGACGCUGGCCAAAGUCAGGGACCCUUUGAGCUAAGCUCGGUACUUCUGCAAAAUAAUAAGCUGCUCAAGCCUUGAGCAACAGCAAAGCUAGGGCUGGAGCCCAGGCCCCGAAGGCUUACGCCAGGUAUUCCCCCGGCUACCAGAGCCUGCCAUGUCACGGGAUGUGUGCAUGCACAUCAGAUACGCCAUUGCGCACGCAACUUUUUUCUGCCAAGCUGGCUCUUGCAAACCGUCUGUCUACGCUCUGUAACUCAAAGGGGCCAGCUUCUUUCGAGCCAAGAAGCCAAGUCUGAGUGCUUUCAUGUGCAGACGGCAGGCGUGCAGGCAGGGAGCCCAGCGCGUAGGCCUGCGCCGGCGGUGAGUCAUUGCAAGCCUGCCUGCUUGUGCGGCCAUGGAAAUGCUCCUUCCGUUCUUGUGGUGCGUGUUUACUUCUGUAUUUUGUGGGUAAAUAUUUGCACCUUGCUCUGGCCCAGCUUGCACUGGCCUGACGGGGGAAGUGCAUCUCUGCUCUGGCCCCGUCCUCAGCUCAGCCGUUCCGUGCCUGCGCCUUCGCAGACAGGGUCCCCCUAAAACCCUCGCCCUCGGGUCGGGCGCCCUGCGCGCCCAUGAGGACGUGCCUCCAGGCAGGGCUCGCUCCCCGCUGCGGCCGGGGCGAGCAGCGCGCUCCUUCCUUCCUCGUGCCUUUGCCUCCGGCAGCCUCGCCAGAGAUAGUUUCCUCCACCUUGUCAUAUCAAGAGCUGGAAGAAGGUCACUGAGCCAAUGCGAAACUAGACACCAGAUGCUGAUAGCAUCCGCACUUGUGAAAAUUUGGCACAGAUUUGGGUUGUGGUCGUGCAUACACUAGUUCCCUUCUGCGUCAGUCAGGAGUUAAUAACUGCACAUGAUGUUACAGUCGCUGAGAGUAGAGACAGAGUUGGGGGAGGUCUUCAGGGCUCACCCCCCACCCCGUCCAGCCCCUGGGCAGCACUGACUCAACAUGAAGUAUCCUUGAAGACCUCAGGCAACUCCCCACCCUCCUUGGGAGACCCACACAGCGCUUUUCCGUCCUCACCGAGGAAGCUCCCUGAUGCAGACUGACCCUUCGCUGCAGCAGCUAAAGCCCAUUGCUCUUUGUUGUCCCCUUAGUAGGGAGACGGAAUAAUAUAUUCCCUGCUUCUCUGAAGGAGCUGUUCAUGUAUUUGGAGACUGUGCUCAUGUCUUCCCUUAAUGGAGACUAAUUUGCGUCUCUUCACAUUUGCAUGGCUACAGAUGAACGAGUUAUACCUCCGUUUGUGGACAUCCACAGACACUGGUUCGUGAGCAUGCCAGCUCCUUGGACACCAGUUCUUGCUGCCGUUCCCGAGCAUGAGCUCAAAUGGGUUGCGUUCACCUGGUCAUCCAAAAUUCUGGUUUUCUCUGCAAAGGGUUCCCUGUACUGAGAGCAGGAGAGUGAAUUGGGUUUCCUACUGUGAUUGCCCCUGCCCAGCCAUGAUUCAGCCUCCUUUCACCCCGCUCUCCAUGUGCUGCCAGAAGCAAUUAACCUCUGUCAGUUCCUAGAAGCAGUUGCUUUUAGGGUUUUCGUGGUAUUUCAGACACACCCUUUGCAUUUUUCUUAUUCCCCUUUUUACAGAUUGCAGAAGGAAUGGCUUUUAUUGAGAAGAGGAACUACAUCCACAGAGACUUGAGAGCUGCCAACAUUUUAGUCUCAGCAAUACUGGUGUGCAAGAUUGCAGACUUCGGACUGGCCAGAAUCAUUGAGGACGAUGAGUACACGGCCCGGGAAGGUGCCAAGUUUCCCAUUAAAUGGACCGCCCCAGAAGCCAUCAACUAUGGAUCUUUCACUAUCAAGUCAGACGUCUGGUCCUUUGGGAUCCUCUUGACUGAGAUCAUUACCUACGGGCGCAUCCCAUACCCAGGGAUGUCAAGCGUGGAGGUGAUCAGGGCCCUGGAUCACGGGUACCGGAUGCCACGCACAGAGAACUGCCCUGAAGAGCUGUAUGACAUUAUGAUGAGAUGCUGGAAGACUAAACCAGAGGAUCGUCCUACCUUUGAGUACGCACAGAGCGUUCUGGAGGAUUUCUUUACUGCAACGGAGGGCCAGUAUCAGCACCAGCCAUAACGCAGAGAGCUCGGUGAAGGCAGCAGAUACUUGCGCACCAUGCAUACUGCACUACUGACAGCACCCAUGCGCACGCUGUUCUUCCCUGUCCUGUUCCCGAUGUUCCCAUGUGCACCUUUCUCAUCUAUCAGCCUAGAAACCAAAGACAUCCUGACGUGGCUUCAUGGGACCCGGUGCCAGAAUGAACCAGAGUCCAGGUCAGCCUCCCUGGGCUGUGUGACCGAUGGAUUAGCUGAGCAUGCUCAUUCCUUGUGCCUCCUGCAGAUGCAAGACUGUCGGGAAAGACCUACUCCAGGAAGCGCUCGGUGGAUGGCAUUUAACUGGGGUUGUAGCGCAAUGCAAGGAGGGCGUGUGGUGUGCCUACUUUGGAUAAGAGGGAAAAAAAAAAAGUUUUAUUUUGAUUCUUCAGCAAUCUUAUCGUGCCAGUUUGUAGAAGUAGCUACUUCACCUGCCACGUGCUGGCUGCAAUGGCACUCUAUUCCAGUGAGCAUCUGCUGUACGGUCCCGAGCGCCUGCUGUUCCCGGCCCCUCGCGCUUGCGCGGAAGCUCUGCCUCGGUGUACCUGCGCUUCCGCAGUUCCUCUUGUCACUUGUCAUCGCCUCAGGGGCCUUUUCCGAACGCCAAGCGUCACAGAAGCAUGUUUCCUUCCAAGCCCCCCUGGCCAUCCUUUCUGAGCGUUUCUCAUGAUACUUCUUCCUCUGCGGAGCGAGUUCUCAGCAAGUCUCCUGACUGAGGGGGACAGCGAGUACCGUUAGGAUGGGAACGGACGUGGUGCUUUACAAC